Andrographis paniculata is the source of this 661-nucleotide messenger RNA. RefSeq names its product ethylene-responsive transcription factor ERF017-like. Gene Ontology annotation, biological process: regulation of DNA-templated transcription. The coding region runs from base 46 to 621 and encodes 191 amino acids. Gene Ontology annotation, molecular function: DNA binding; DNA-binding transcription factor activity. The transcript has a single exon. NCBI's taxonomy places the organism in Eukaryota, Viridiplantae, Streptophyta, Magnoliopsida, Lamiales, Acanthaceae. The record is from RefSeq and is a predicted model, not a curated record.
AAAAACAGUUUAUCCACAAAAAGCACGACACGUGUCGCCAUAAGAAUGGUUAAGACAGCGCCGGCGGGGACUGUGAGUGACGUCAUCAAGUACAAGGGUGUCAGGUUGCGGAAAUGGGGGAAAUACGUGUCGGAGAUUCGGCUCCCCAACAGCCGCGACCGUAUAUGGCUCGGCUCCUACGCCACGGCUGAGCAGGCGGCGCGUGCGUUCGACGCCGCAUUGUACUGCCUCCGCGGCGCCGAGGCCAAGUUCAAUUUCCCCGGCGACCCGCCCAACAUCGCCGGCGGGCAGGGGCUCGCGCCGCCCGAGAUUCGGGCGGCGGCGCAGGCGUACGCGGAAGGGUUCCCGGAGGCGGGGAGUGAUAAUCAGCCGCCGGAGGAGGAGGAGGAAGAUCGGUCGGAAUCGCCGUCGGCGGCGGUCGACCUGAACGAUUGGUCGUUUCUCGACGCGCUGGAUUCCGGCGGGGAAAUUAAUUCCGACAUGUUCGCCGGAAUCGAUCAUUAUUUCCACGAACCAUUCGAUGAUGACCUCUGCAUUUUGCCGCAUUACAUUGGUAAUGACGUCGCCGGCGACGACGACGACGAUGACGGCGGUGAUGGUCAAUCACUAUGGAUGUUUUGAGUUGGAAAUUAAUUAUUAUAAUUUUUUAUUUAAAUUUAUA